Molecule: messenger RNA, 224 nt
Organism: Drosophila elegans
Lineage: Eukaryota; Metazoa; Arthropoda; Insecta; Diptera; Drosophilidae
Exons: 1
Coding region: 30-158 (42 amino acids)
Source: RefSeq, a predicted model, not a curated record
AUUCGCAAGCAGAAUAACAGAGAGGCAACAUGAAAUUCCUGUCAAUUUUUGUGAUGAUGGCGCUCAUCAUCUGCGCUGCUUGCAAGAAUCACGAGGAGUGGAAAGGACAGCGACCAGGGGAUUACGAUCGCAGACCAUAUUCUAACCCUUAUGCUUAAGAAACUUGUGAAAAACUUACGACUAAAGGAAACAUAAUAAACAAUUAGAAUGAGUUUAAAAAUGUA